AUUUUGAUGAUUAUCUAUUUAUUCUGAUAAACCUCAGGAAAUAUAUUUUAUCUAAAUUUUACUCAUUUAUUGUCUCAAUAUAUCAAAGUGAUGAACAGGAACUGCACGGGGUUGAUAUGCUAUUCUAGUAUAUGGGUUGACAUAAUGCCUGUCAUUGAUCUAAAUUAAAGAGGAGUUUGUGAAACUACAAAACUUUUCUCUCCGAAUAAAACCUAUUUUGUGGGUCAACUACUUCCAUUUAGAGCCUAAAAUGACGUGACAUUAAAGAUUGAUAAUUGAAUUUUCAACAACUGUUAGGACCUGAAGAUAUCUCGGUCUUGAUUCGACGCCUCUCGGUUCCUUGAAAAGAUGCUUAGAUCUGUGGUGUUGAAAGUUGUUUUGCUACUUGCAUUGUGUCACCAUGGCAACCCUGAACCAACAUUCCUGAAUGACUUUGCUGUUGAAAUAGAUGGCGACUCUGAUCUUGUGGAACUGGUGGCUGGAAUUUAUGGAUACAGAGUUGUCAAAAGGAUUGAAGAGCUUGGCAAUGUUUACCACUUUCGCCACGACAAGAUCGAGAAGCGAUCAAAGCGUAGCGCUCAUGAGCAUGUCAACAAAUUGUCCGCAGACCCCCAUGUACAACGUGUGGAGCAGCAGCAACUUCUACAUAGAGUGAAAAGAGAGUACCCUAUCUUACACGACAAGCAAAUUGAGCUCCCCAUUAGGACAUAUGACGACAAAUCUGUUUACCAUCGCAUCUAUCCCCUGGAUAAUAAUGGGAAGUUUGUCAGAGGAUCUCUGCCAGAGGAAUUAGCUGAGCGUACAAUGGACUUUAAAGACCCCUUCUACAGUGACAUGUGGUAUAUUACUAACUUGGGUCAAACUGGAGGCACAGUUGGAAGAGAUAUUAACGUAGUAAAAGCCUGGAAGAGAGGCUAUACAGGGAAGGGUGUUGUCGUCAGUGUGCUAGAUGAUGGUCUGGACCACACACAUAAAGACCUGAAGAAGAACUAUGAUGCUGAAGCAAGUGCUGACUUCAAUGAUGAGGAAGACACAAAACAAGAUCCAACACCUCAAAAGAAUGGUGCCAACAGCCAUGGCACUCGUUGCGCUGGAGAAAUCGCAGCGGAAGCCAACAAUAAUGUAUGUGGGGUGGGUGUUGCUUAUAAUGCCAAAAUUGGUGGUGUUAGAAUCCUUGAUGGUCCCGUGACCGACCUACUUGAGUCAAAUGCCCUCCUGUUCAAGAAUCAACAUAUAGACAUCUACAGUGCUUCUUGGGGCCCUAGUGAUGAUGGGACACACAUGGAGGCCCCACAUCACUACACAGCUGCCGCAUUAGAGAAGGGAUCCAAAGAGGGUCGUGGAGGGAAAGGGUCGAUAUUUUCCUGGGCUACAGGUAACGGUGGCCUUAAGGGGGAUGACUGUGGAGCAGAUGGCUACACCUCCAGUAUUUACACUAUCUCCAUUGGUAGCAUCAAUGACGAUGGUCUCAGUGCAUACUACAGUGAGGCCUGUUCAUCCACCAAUGCUGUCAUCUACACAGGGGGAAGCCAUGGUACACCAUUUUCUGGGGAUUAUGACAACCCCAAGAUCAAAGUGGUUACCACUGAUGUAAAUGAUGGAUGUAUUGAAGGUUUUGUUGGAACAUCUGCAGCAGCUCCUUUGGCCGCUGGUUGCUUUGCUCUUGUGCUGGAAGCAAAUCCUGAACUGACGUGGAGAGAUGUGCAGCACAUCAUUGCAGAGACAGCUAGAAUUCCAAACAGAGAGGAGACUGGUUGGGUGAUGAAUGGAGCAGGGUAUCAUGUGAGUCAUAACUUUGGCUUUGGAGCCUUGGAUUGUGGAGCUAUGGUUGCCAAGGCACAGACCUGGAACAAUGUAGAAGCACAGCAUAUCUGUCUGGUCAAUGGCACUGAGGAUCUUGCAGAAGUUAUUGAGAGCAAGGGUGAGGUGACUGCUACCCUGACUACAGAUGGUUGUCAAGACAACCCAGAUGCAAUAAUCACAAAGCUAGAACAUGUACAGGCUCAUGUGAAAAUCAAUUUCACCAGAAGAGGAGAUCUGGAAAUAUUUCUCACAUCUCCUGAAGGUACAACAUCGCAAUUGCUGAAGGCGCGAAAGCAUGAUGACAGUAACGAAACUGUUGACUUCACAUUCAUGACCACCCACAGCUGGGGUGAGAAACCAGAUGGCACAUGGACCCUUAGGGUGAAGGACUCUCCAUCGGAGGAUAAACCUGAGGGCAAUAAGGGCAUCCUAUAUGCCUUUUCUUUGACCUUAUAUGGCACUGCAGGUAACAAGCCUAGUACAUCAAGUAAAGAGACUAGUGCAAUUUCAGAUACAGAAAUAAUAUCAACAAAGAGAUCCAGGAUUUUAUCUCAACAGGAUAUCAGUAACAUUGUCACAGUUGAGGAUCGCGAUGCAGAUGGCCUGGAAGUGAGGGAUAAACGGACAAUGAAUUUGAUACGUUCUCUCAAGGGGAGUGACUCUGAUCGAGAUGAAGUAAACAGAUUGCUAGAGGAUAUGAAUAACAGAGAUAUCAAUAAGAUAUUUGAUCAGCUGGCAGACCAGACUGACAAUAAACGCUUUAACUCAAUUUCAAACUUCAAUACAGCAGGGGAUAACAUGGAAGGAGUUGUAGGAACUCUAGUUGAUGAAGAACAAAAAGGUACAUUUGAAUCUCUUAACUCACCACAUUUAGAUAUAUUUAAAAAGAAACUUGACGAAGAUGGUGAUCUCUCAAAUGGGGAAUAUCCAUCUUGGAUGAAUGCUGAAGGUCUACAAGAUGUAAUAGACCGAAUCGACAGGGUCCUUUUGAAGAAGAAAGCAUUUGAUAUAGAUGCUGUUGGGGAACCUCAGGAAAAAAUUCAAAAUAAUUUAGAAAAGUCAGUUCAGAGAAUAAUGUCUGAAGUUAACAAUGAGAAGCCUUUGCAGAGAGGUCAAGGGUCAAAUAUUGACUCUGGUUCCAUGGGAACGAGUGAAAUGAUUGACCUCAUUGAGCAAAUUCUCAAUAAAAGAGAUAAAAUCAAUAAAAUCAAAAAUGUUUAAACACCCAAAGAAUGUCAGUAAAUGCCAAAGCUUUUCAGCUGUGGAAUGAUUAAGGCAUUAAAAUUACAAAGUUAAAUACUCACCGGGAACCACCAAGAUUGAAUGACUUGGGUGGAAGUGAUUGACUGCAUUUCAUUGAAAAUAUUGAGCCACUCAGAAAUCUAACAUAUGCAACCAUUAUUUGGGUAAGCUGUUUUGUUUUGUGAUUUGCUUCUUUGGUGAGUUAUUGUUUUCUCAUUUAUUUUGUGAUCUGAUGUAUCUAACUUGGAAAAGCAUUCCUAUCAGCUGCAGUAUUGUCUUAACCAUGACUUACAACUAAAGGCUAUUUAAUAAAGUUGCCUUGUA
Messenger RNA from Owenia fusiformis, 3369 nucleotides. The record is from the annotation of a GenBank genome assembly. NCBI's taxonomy places the organism in Eukaryota, Metazoa, Annelida, Polychaeta, Sabellida, Oweniidae.